This is a messenger RNA of Cajanus cajan (pigeon pea), 2234 nucleotides long. Its product is annotated as leucine-rich repeat receptor-like protein kinase PXC1. Gene Ontology annotation, molecular function: protein kinase activity; ATP binding; protein binding. Gene Ontology annotation, biological process: protein phosphorylation. The record is from RefSeq and is a predicted model, not a curated record. NCBI's taxonomy places the organism in Eukaryota, Viridiplantae, Streptophyta, Magnoliopsida, Fabales, Fabaceae.
ACCUCUCCAAGAGCUAUGCCUAUAAUAACCCUGCAACUGCAACGCUUUUCCUCACUCACAGUCACACACUCUCUCCAAUCAUGCCACGUUCUCCUCCCAUUUUAAAUUAAAAACAACCACCAUCGCCAUCGUUCCUCCCUUCCCACACACCAUAACAUUAACAUGAAAAGGCUUUCUCUCUCUCCCAUAAACCCCGCACUGGCCUUAACCUUGGCCUUGGCCCUGUCCCUGUCCAUCCUCUGCGUCGCAGAGGGAGCAUACCAGAAUGAUACACACGCCCUCACCCAAUUCCGCCUCCAAACCGACACCCACGGCAACCUCCUCCCCAACUGGACCACCGCCGACGCCUGCUCCGCGGCAUGGCGCGGCGUCGAAUGCUCCCCAAACGGCAGAGUGGUGGGCCUCUCCCUCCCUUCACUUAACCUCCGCGGCCCAAUUGAUUCUCUUUCCUCACUCACGUACCUCCGCUUCCUCGACCUCCACGAAAACCGCUUAAACGGCACCGUGUCGCCUCUCUUGAACUGCACCAGCCUCGAACUCCUGUACCUCGCCGGCAACGACUUCUCCGGGGAGAUCCCACCGGAGAUAUCCUCCCUCAGGCUGCUCCUCCGCCUUGACAUAUCCGACAACAACAUACGAGGCCCCAUACCCGACGAACUCGCUAAACUAACCCACCUCCUCACGCUCCGGUUGCAGAACAACGCUCUCUCCGGCCACGUCCCCGACCUCUCCACUUCCCUCCACAACCUCACCGAACUCAACGUCACCAACAACGAACUCCGCGGCCACGUCCCCGAUUCCAUGCUCACCCAAUUCGGCAACGCAACCUUCGCCGGAAACCACGCCCUCUGCGGCUCCACGCCCUUACCCAAAUGCCCCACCAACGAAACAGAGUCACCGACUCCUCGUGUAACCGUUCCUUCGCUCCCGCAAACAACGGGAGUUUCUGUAACUGCAAGUGAUACUCCGAGAAAGAAAGGGAUGAGCGCGGGUGUCAUCGUGGCGAUCGUGGUGGCGGUCUGCGUGGCGGUGCUGGUGGCGGCGUCGUUCGCGGUGGCGCACUGCUGCGCCAGGGGAGGUGGCUCCGGGUCGGUGGUGGGGAGCGAGAGUGGGAAGAGGAAGAGCGGGAGCAGCUCCGGGAGCGAGAAGAAAGUAUAUGGGAAUGGCGCAAAUGUGGAUAGAGAUAGCGAUGGGACGAACACGGAUGCAGAACGAAGCAAGCUUGUGUUUUUCGAUAGGAGGAACCAGUUUGAGUUGGAGGAUCUUCUUCGGGCUUCGGCGGAGAUGCUGGGGAAGGGAAGCUUGGGAACGGUUUACAGAGCGGUGUUGGACGACGGUUGCACCGUGGCUGUGAAGAGACUGAAAGACGCUAACCCCUGCGAGAGGAACGAGUUUGAACAGUACAUGGACGUUGUAGGGAAGCUGAAGCACCCCAACAUUGUGAGGCUGAGAGCUUAUUAUUACGCCAAGGAAGAAAAACUUCUGGUGUACGAUUAUCUCCCCAAUGGAAGCUUGCAUAACCUUCUCCAUGGGAACAGGGGACCAGGGAGGAUCCCGUUGGAUUGGACGACGAGAAUAAGCUUGGUGUUAGGAGCGGCGAAGGGGUUGGCUCGAAUUCACGCGGAGUACAACGCAUCCAAGAUACCUCACGGGAACGUCAAGGCUUCGAACGUGCUUCUGGACAAGAACGGGGUUGCUUGCGUUUCAGACUUUGGGCUAUCGCUGUUGUUGAAUCCCGUUCACGCGAUAGCCAGGUUGGGGGGGUACAGGGCGCCGGAGCAGGUGGAGGUGAAGAGGCUCUCGCAGGAGGCUGACGUGUACGCCUUCGGGGUGUUGGUGUUGGAGGUGGUGACGGGGAGGGCGCCGUCGGAGCAGGGUGGCAUGGAUCUCCCGACGUGGGUGCGGUCGGUGGUGAAGGAGGAGCUGUUCGAUGAGGAGCUGCUGAGGUACAAGAAUAUCGAGGAGGAGUUGGUGGCGAUGGUGCAGGUGGGGCUGGCGUGCGUGGUGGCGCAGGCCAAGAAGAGGCCGACCAUGUUGGAGGUUGUGAAGAUGAUUGAGGAUUUGAGGGUCGGAGAGGAUUAUGAUGAGUCCCGCUCCCGCAACUCGCUCUCGCCUUCCCUCGCCACCACCGAUGACGGCGUCGCUUAGUUUCAUUCUCUGCAUGUUACUUUUUGACCAAAGUAGGGUUGUAUGGGAAGUCAUUUACGUAAAUGGUGCUGUCUCAAAAUUAUUUA